AUGUCGAGUGCGUACUCAUCCAGCUCUUCAGCUGUGGAGUGCGUACUCAUCCAGUCUUCAACUGUGGAGUGCGUACUCAUCCAGUUCUUCAACUGUGGAGUGCGUACUCAUCCAGCUCUUCAACUGUGGAGUGCGUACUCAUCCAGCUCUUCAACUGUGGAGUGCGUACUCAUCCAGCUCUUCAACUGUGGAGUGCGUACUCAUCCAGCUCUUCAACUGUGGAGUGCGUACUCAUCCAGCUCUUCAACUGUGGAGUGCGUACUCAUCCAGCUCUUCAACUGUGGAGUGCGUACUCAUCCAGCUCUUCAACUGUGGAGUGCGUACUCAUCCAGCUCUUCAACUGUGGAGUGCGUACUCAUACCAGCUCUUCAACUGUGGAGUGCGUACUCAUCCAGCUCUUCAGGUGUAGAGUGCGUACUCAUCCAGCUCUUCACAUGUAGAGUGCGUACUCAUCCAGCUCUUCAGCUGUGGAGUGCGUACUCAUCCAGUUCUUCAACUGUGGAGUGCGUACUCAUCCAGUUCUUCACUGUGGAGUGCGUACUCAUCCAGCUCUUCAACUGUGGAGUGCGUACUCAUCCAGCUCUUCAACUGUGGAGUGCGUACUCAUCCAGCUCUUCAACUGUGGAGUGCGUACUCAUCCAGCUCUUCAACUGUGGAGUGCGUACUCAUCCAGCUCUUCAACUGUGGAGUGCGUACUCAUCCAGCUCUUCAACUGUGGAGUGCGUACUCAUCCAGCUCUUCAACUGUGGAGUGCGUACUCAUCCAGCUCUUCAACUGUGGAGUGCGUACUCAUCCAGCUCUUCAACUGUGGAGUGCGUACUCAUCCAGCUCUUCAGGUGUAGAGUGCGUACUCAUCCAGCUCUACAACCCUCUACAUCGUGCGCAGACGCGACGCGCAGCCCGGAGCCUCGGCCCCUGACUACAUAA
Molecule: messenger RNA, 927 nt
Organism: Procambarus clarkii (red swamp crayfish)
Lineage: Eukaryota; Metazoa; Arthropoda; Malacostraca; Decapoda; Cambaridae
Source: RefSeq, a predicted model, not a curated record